AUGAUUAGAAUUAAUUUUCAGGACGGUAAGCCGGCGAAGGGUGUUACUGCGCUGGUAAGAGUAGAUGGGCUUGAUGCAUUGUAUGAGCAGAGCCUCAGGACCGAUAACGACGGCAUUAUUAAACUACAGUUGCGGCCUAGAUCUGACACGACUUAUCUGCAAGUGACUGUCACGGUGGAUGAUAACGAACUUCUCAGCGAGUCCAUCGAACCGGUUGAGCGAACAACUAAUUCGUACAUAAAAAUUGAACUUAAGUCACCGAUUAAGAUAAAUCAAAUGUUACAAUUUAUGGUCAUGUGUUCCGAAACGAUGACGUUCUUCAUUUACUACGUGGUUUCGAAGGGGGAAAUUAUAGAUUCGGGCUCGUUCAGACCGACCCGCAGUACCGCGUUCCAGUUUAAGCUGAAUGCUACCGCCCAAUUAGUACCGCGCUCCAAAAUCAUCGUCGCCGUGAUCAAGAAACCGAUACAGUUCACUACGCUGCAACCGUUUUACAUCGUCGAUAACCUACCGUACUCCAUCAAGCGCAAUGAGGUCGUUGUGUUGCAGUUUACCCUGUUCAACACACUCGGUGCAGAAUAUACUGCCGACGUGACGAUGUACAACAUUGCGAACCAAACCGAGUUCUUUGGAAAGGAAAUUGGUGAGCUUAGUCAUACGAAAAGGUUGUCUGUUCCACCGAACGUCGGUGUGCCUGUUUCGUUCCUGGUGAAGGCAAAAAAACUGGGGGAUAUGACGGUCCGCGUGAAAGCCUCCAUCAUGCUCGGCGAGGAACACGAUGCCAUCGAGAGAGUUAUCCGGGUCCUGCCAGAAAGCUUGGUACAGCCAAGGAUGCAAACACGCUUCUUUUGCCUCAACGAAUACCAGAAUCAAUCUUUCGAAUUACCUUUGAACAUUGACAAGAGGGCCGACGUUGGCUCGGUGAGCAUUAGGUUUGAGGUUGUCUCCAACAUACUGACAUCGGUGGUGAGAAACCUGGGCGAUCUGCUUAGCGUUCCUACAGGUUGCGGAGAGCAAAAUAUGGUGCGUUUCGUGCCGAAUAUAGAGGUGUUGGACUAUCUGACGGCGACCGGUUCGAAGGAGGCGGCACUCAUCGCAAAGGCGACCGGAUUUCUUGAACAAGGCUACCAGAACCAGAUGAAAUAUCGUCAGCCAGAUGGAUCGUUUGGCGUUUGGGAGGGAAAAGGCGGAUCGAGUUUUCUUACGGCCUUUGUCGUAAAGUCGAUGAUAACGGCAGCGAAGUACAUUACUGUGGAUAAAACGAUGAUCUCGCAAGCCUUCGCCUGGCUGGCAACCACACAAAACCCCGAUGGGCGCUUCGAAGAGAUGGUUCCGGUUACCCAAAAGGACAUGCAAGGGGCGCUACGUCAAGGAAUCUCGCUUACUUCGUAUGUAAUGAUUGCCUUCAUGGAAAAUCCAGUUGAAGCCGCGGAACAUCCAUCUGUUAUUUCAAAUGGAAUGAAAUAUCUUAGCAGCAACUAUGACAACAUCAACGACUCGUACGAUCUUGCUAUCGCUACGUAUGCAUUCUGGCUGAAUAAUCAUUACCGUAAAACCGAAGCUAUUGCGAAACUGAUCAAAGUCUCCGCCAGUCUUGAGAAAGGAAAGAAGUGCUACUGGCCACGAGCAUCGAAUCAAAUCGAAACCACGGCCUACGCGUUACUGUCGUAUGUGAUGGCCAAAAUGUACAUCGACGGUACGGCGAUUAUGCGUUGGCUCGUAGACCAACGAUAUAGCACCGGAAGUUUCCCGCGUACCCAGGACACGUUCGUUGGCCUGAAAGCGCUUUCGAAACUGGCGGAGAAGAUCUCGCCUUCGCGAAACGAUUACUCCAUUCAGCUAAAGUUCGCUAAUGAGAAAAAAGAGUUCCGAUUCACUUCCACCGAUCUAGAUCAGUUCAGCUACGAGGAGAUUCCGGAGGGCGUGAAAAAGCUGACCGUGGACGUCGGCGGGAUCGGUGUUGGCUUUCUACAGGUGAACUACCAAUAUAGCCUCAAUUUGGUGAACUUUACCGAACGGUUCAACCUAGACCUGGUGAAAAAGAACUCCACCUCGGACUACGAGCUGCAGCUUUACGUGUGCAGCAGUUACAUUCCGAAUCUUACGGACGAACGGUCCAACAUGGCGCUAGUGGAAGUGAACUUCCCCAGCGGUUACGUCGUGGACAGCAACCCGAUCAGUGAGGCGACCGAUGCCAACCCAAUACAGAAAAUCGAGAUUCUACACGGUGGAACGUCCGUCGUACUGUAUUACAACAACAUGGGCGCCGAGAAAAACUGUUUCGUGAUCAUUGCCUAUCGACGGUUUAAGGUGGCGCUCCGAAGGCCGGCGUACGUGAAGGUGCACGACUACUACGUCCCCAACUUAAACGCCAUCAAGGUGUACGAGGUGGACAAACAGGAAGUGUGUGACAUCUGCAAAGGGGAAGACUGCCCGGAAUCCUGCAAAAACGUGCCGAAGUGA
Anopheles cruzii is the source of this 2463-nucleotide messenger RNA. Its product is annotated as thioester-containing protein 1 allele S1-like. Gene Ontology annotation, molecular function: endopeptidase inhibitor activity. The record is from RefSeq and is a predicted model, not a curated record. Gene Ontology annotation, cellular component: extracellular region. Lineage: Eukaryota; Metazoa; Arthropoda; Insecta; Diptera; Culicidae.